This is a messenger RNA of Solanum verrucosum, 1710 nucleotides long. RefSeq lists its product as uncharacterized. Lineage: Eukaryota; Viridiplantae; Streptophyta; Magnoliopsida; Solanales; Solanaceae. Bases 13 to 1710 code for a protein of 565 amino acids. The transcript is spliced from 7 exons. The record is from RefSeq and is a predicted model, not a curated record.
GAGUUCUUCAAAAUGGCUCGAGAACUCAGCGCCUCUCAUGGUGUUGAGAUUGCUAGCGUCUUCUAUAGUGAUUACCACAAAAAACCUCUGGUAUAUCCAAAUCAUGUUGUUGCUAUCAAAACCUUUGAAAAAUUUAGAAAGUUGUCUAUGCAAGAGAAAUUCAAAACCAUGGUGACACAAUUAGAAGUCAUCCAACAAUUAAAAACUGAGAAGUUGGAAGAACUUCAGAAGCUAAGGGAGAAGAACAAACGCAAGGAGCUGACAAUUAAGCUGGAUAAAAUGAAAAUAGAAGAUUUUUCUGUUGACAUGAUAAACCUUGAAGAUCUCAACGAUUGGAUCUAUGUGAUGAGAGAAUAUCUCAAAGAAAUAAAAGAAAUAAUGAAAGCAAGGGUUGACAAAGAGGAUUUUGAAAUGACAAAUCAUAAUGUUACGGUGGCUGUUGCUGCACCAAUCCGAACUGUUGUACCACCAGCAGAGAAACCGAGAAAAUUCUCUUGUACAUUUACCAAUGAAGUAACUCCGAUGCCUGUAGCUGAAAUGCCAGACAGAGAAAAAUUCAUGAUUAUUAAAGCAUGGAAACAAGCAGACUUCCUAUGUAAGGGCUACAUUCUUAAUGUUUUAGAGCAUGACUUAUAUAAUGUCUAUAGUGCAAUGACAACUUCGAAAGAAUUGUGGGAUGCACUUGAGAAGAAAUAUAAGACAGAAGAUGCAUGCUUGAAAAAGUUUGUGGUCGCAAAGUUUUUAGACUAUAAAAUGUUAGAUAGUAAAACUGUUGGAUCACAAGUGCAGGAACUUCAACUUAGUUUCCAUGAUCUGAUUGCUGAUGAUAUGGUAGUAAAUGAAGCUUUUCAAAUGGUUGCAAUGAUCGAGAAGUUACCUUCUUCGUGUAACGACUUCAAGAAUUAUUUAAAGCACAAACGUAAGGAAAUGAAGCUUGAAGAUCUUGUGAUUCGGCUCAAGAUUGAGGAAGAUAACAAACCGCCGAAAAGAAGUCUCAUAAGAAAGCUCCUACCAAAGGCAAGAAGAGAAAGAAGUCUAACGGACAUAAGUCAGAACAGGCCAAGAAGAAAUUCAAGGGCAAUUGUUACAACUGUGGACAAAGACAAAGACAAAGACAAAGGCAAAAGUCAAGCAAACAUCAUGAAAGAGAUGGAAAAUGCAGAUGACCUCUGUGCAAUAAUCUCGGAGUGUAACUUAGUUGAAAAUCUCAAGGAGUGGUUUCUCGACUCAGGUGUAACUCGACAUAUUUGCUCUGCGAAAGAAGCCUUUGCAACGUACAGUCCUGCUGAGUUUGAUGAAGAUUUGUUCUUGGGGAAUACAACAACAAGGAUUGUAGGAACUGGGAAAGUAAUGUUGAAAAAGACAUCCGGCAAGGUGUUGAUUUUGAACAACGUUCUGCACGUUUCUACUAUUAGGAAGAAUUUAGUUUAUGUUGCACUGCUCGUUAAGAACGGGUUUAAUAAGGAUGAAACAAUUGAUGCAUUUAAGCAAUACAAAAAUGAAGUGGAAAAACAAUUGAAUCUAAAGAUAAAAAUGAUUCGGAGUGAUAGGGAUGGAGAAUACGAAUCUCCUUUUGCUGAGAUAUGUUUGGAAUAUGUCAAAUGGUUUGGCAAAAAGGAACAACAAAACAUUAAAGGAAAUGAUGAAUGUCUUGAUAAUCAGUUCUGGUUCACCAAGAAAUCUAUGAGGGGAAGACAUCCUUACAGCUAA